AUGUCUGCCGCCUACAAUGACAAGUGGGAUAUCUCGCCUGAUUCUCGUCGAGUUCGUCACGGUAGACUAGACGUGUCUCCGCUACCCCCGACGACCACUGGACCUGUUCCAGAAACUCGUCGCGUUCUUCUCAAACGUAAACCCUCAGCUUCUGCUGACCAAUCCGGUAACAACUUUGUUGCCCGCACCAUGAGAGAAGUACUGAAAAACGGAGAUUCCUCGGAGCGUGAUCCAGCCGCCAAACGUCAAAGAUCUAGUGUCGUUGUUGUUCCUACUGCUAAUUCUCCCAAGCCAUCAAUUGAUCGAAGAACAGUUUGCCCCAUCCUCGUACGGGUGUUUUAUUCUACCGAUGGUCGGCACACACCUCUGUCCUGUUUCUCCAGUGGUAAACUGCCGUCAGCGGAGUUGCAUAUCAACACAUGGUUGGACGUUAACUUGAAGGACCUGUCCCACGAAGUACUAUACGCCGUGAAGUCAAUCCCGGGAGGCACUGCUACAAACAGACGACACUCGUUGCGAUUGGGCCGAACUACUCGUUUCCACUUUGCGUCCAUAUACCCAGAUCCUAUUCAGCGUGGCUCAUAUCGUAAAAGAGAUCUGGGCUCUUAUAUUAUUCACCCUAGAGUAAUCAACGAUGAGGAAGAGAAGGACGUAACUGGAAAUGGUGAUGUAACUCUUGAAUCAAAACACUUUCAGAUUGGUGACUACUUGGACGUUGCAAUUUCUACCUUUGACGAGAUGCGCGGCCCAAUGGCUGAGGAAGGUAACCGUGCAAACUACCAACGACGGAUGCACGACAGGAGCGAAGCCAUACGUUUUUAA
Molecule: messenger RNA, 822 nt
Organism: Hydatigera taeniaeformis
Lineage: Eukaryota; Metazoa; Platyhelminthes; Cestoda; Cyclophyllidea; Taeniidae
Source: the annotation of a GenBank genome assembly